This is a messenger RNA of Bradysia coprophila, 1719 nucleotides long. RefSeq names its product dynactin subunit 4 (gene DCTN4-p62). Gene Ontology annotation, cellular component: dynactin complex. The record is from RefSeq and is a predicted model, not a curated record. Lineage: Eukaryota; Metazoa; Arthropoda; Insecta; Diptera; Sciaridae.
ACUACAUUGAAAUGGUUGCAUUCUUUCGCCUGUCACUUAGAUGACGUCUUCUCUCGGAACAUUUUAUGUACUGAAGAAAAUUCUUAAAUUUCAUUGAGGCAAUUUUUCCCCCAAUAAAAUGGCAAACAUUGUUGAGCCCAGCUGUGUCAACUAUGUGUGUUCUUGUGGCCACCUCAAUCCCAUAACAAAACUGUAUUUCUGCCGAUACUGUCUCAAGUUGAGGUGUGGCUUCUGUGUCUGUCAUGAAGUUGACUCACACUUCUGCUGUAACUGUUUGGAGAACAUCCCGUCGGGCGAGGCCAAAUUGAAACGGAAUCAAUGUAACAAGUGCUUCGAUUGUCCGAGUUGUCAGCAUACCCUGUCGUCACGGGCGACCACAAUUCAAAUUCCGAAAAGACCGGAGGCGGAAGGUGGUAAAAAUGUAGGUGGCGGCGAUUUGAAACCGAGGAAAAUGUAUUACCUUACGUGUUUGGCAUGUCGCUGGACGUCUAGAGAUGUUGGUAUUCCCGAUCAGGCGACAGCAACCGGUCAGUGGCCAGAAUGUGAAUAUUCGAAUGCCACUCGAUUCUCCUUGCUGAUGGAACACUACCAAACUGUGGUUCAACAAGAAAAGCAGGAGAAACAAGAUUUGUGGCGACGUAAAGCUCCGAAGCAGCACAAGUAUCCGAAUCUAACGGAUCGUACGGGUUUGACGGCAUCGAUAAUUCGUCGCCAAAUGGGGCUUUCUGAUAAAACUGCUCCGAAAAUCAAACAGAGCACCAUUAACCCAUCAUUAGCAACUGAUGUCGUCCAAGAACUGCCGGAUGACAUUUUCAGCAAAGAGAUCAUCCUCAGCAACAUAACCACGGUAAAGCAGCGUCUCAACCAUCCGUCUGUGCAACCCAGUACGGUUAACAAUCUCUAUCCACUAAACAAGAAUCUGUCGAUCAAACGAUCAUUGCGCUGUCGUCAAUGUGAGCACAAUAUUAUCAAGCCGGAAUACAAUCCAGUGUCGGUGAAAUAUCGCAUUCAAUUGUUUGCUAGCUAUCACGUACCCGAAGUUCGUCUCAUGAAAUGUGGCCCGCUCAACGCCGGCUCUUCCACUCAGAUUUUGAUCAAGAUAAUCAAUCCAACGUUGCACGAAAUGACCAUAACAAUUAUGGACCUACCAACGCACGAAGAGGAAUCCCUGAUCAUCGAAGAGAUGAAAAAGAAAUCGGACCACCGACAACCACUGGGACCGAUGGCCAGUCUCAACUCGGCAUUUUCGCGCCAGGCAUCACUAAACGAGGAACCGAAGUUCGUCGAUCAGAAGGUGACCGGUACGAUUGCACUGCCCGAUUCGUCGUUUAUGCUGCAGCAACGCGACGAUUCGACGGAGUACGAUGACGAUCAUCAAGUGACCAGGGAAGAGCCGAAAUUUGUGGUAUGGAGACGAUCGAAUAAGGUUGCUGUGGAGUUAACCGUCAAUCCAUUAGAUUGCAAGUCGGGCGAUGAGGUUGUCGUUGGAUUCUCGAUGCAGUACACUUAUGUCAACACCGCCACAUCAGGUGCUGUCGACAAAAAGGAACCACAAACACAUGCGUUGACGUCUAGGGUCUAUUUACGAAUCGGAAAAAUCAAGUGAACUGCAGCUCGCCCUAACACUCGUUUGUAACGUUUACCUUUCCUAAACCUUAUUUAACACCAGUUCGUAUGCAUACACAUCGAACAAAUAAAAUGUAUUCGCUUUAACCGCUA